UAACCACACAUCUCUCACACACGGUACAAAUCCCUCACAAUGCCCACCCUCACCACUCAGCUCACCAUCCCAAUCCACACCCCAUAACCCAACCGCCCCACCACCACCAUGUGCACCCCCACCCCCACCCCCUCCCCCGCGCGCCAAACCGCCAACAAACUCGCCGCCGCCUACAACACAAUGGACAUCCCCACCAUAAUGUCCCUACGCACACCAACAUGCCUCCGCACCAUCCUCCCCGCGAGCCUGAACAUGCCCCCACAAACCCCCGCCGCCUUCGCCGCCAGCCUCACCGCGCUCGCCACGGUCUUCACGUCCUUCCGGCUCGACGUCGACGACGUGGUCGAGGGCGUGGGCGCCGACGGCGCGGUGAGGAUCGUCAUGUAUGUGUCUGCGGCGGGCGAGACGCGGGUGGGGCCGUACCGGAAUCAGUAUGUGUGGAGCAUGGGGUUUGAGGAGGGCGGGGAGCGGGUGAGCGAGUGGAGUGAGUUUGUGGAUGUGGGGGUUGCGAGGGACUUUGGGCCGGUUUUGAGGGGGGAGCUGGAGAGGUUGGCGCGGGAAGGGGCGAAGGGGAAGGAGGAGGGUGUGUAGGCGGUGUGGAUGGGCAGGUGGAGAGCGUGAAGGAGAGUAAUAUCGUGGAAUCAAUGGAUUGUGGUACCCAGGCUUGGAAGUGUUGUAGCUGCCAGCUCAACCAACCAGCUCAAUCCACAAGCUCAAUCCACCAGCUCAAUCAAUCAGCUCAAAUUCACCAGCUCAGAUCCACCAACUCAAAUCCGUUGCCCUGCUCCGCACCAACUCAGUCUGUCCUCCAAGCACCGCCGCUCGUCCCUCUUCACUUGUCACUCGGACCAUCCUUCUUGCUCCUGUCCGUCUGUUUAACAGAACUCAACAAGCCAACACUCAUCCGCUUGGCC
This is a messenger RNA of Boeremia exigua, 914 nucleotides long. RefSeq lists its product as uncharacterized. The record is from RefSeq and is a predicted model, not a curated record. The coding region runs from base 109 to 591 and encodes 160 amino acids. NCBI's taxonomy places the organism in Eukaryota, Fungi, Ascomycota, Dothideomycetes, Pleosporales, Didymellaceae. The transcript has a single exon.